This is a messenger RNA of Sclerotinia sclerotiorum 1980 UF-70, 615 nucleotides long. RefSeq lists its product as hypothetical. Gene Ontology annotation, molecular function: RNA binding. The transcript has a single exon. Bases 1 to 615 code for a protein of 204 amino acids. Gene Ontology annotation, cellular component: nucleus. Gene Ontology annotation, biological process: rRNA processing. Lineage: Eukaryota; Fungi; Ascomycota; Leotiomycetes; Helotiales; Sclerotiniaceae. The record is from RefSeq and is a predicted model, not a curated record.
AUGCUUCUAGCGAUGAAGAAGAAGCCGAAGAAGCCAAGGAAGAUCUCGGAUUCGACGAUCCUUUCUUCGCAACAGAUGAAGCCACGAAAUCGAAGGCAGCUAAAAUCAUUGCGAAAAGAAGAACGCAAGAAGAAACACGAGGCCAAACUUAAGGAAGCCGAAGAAAAAGCUUCUAAUCGUGCAGAGUUGGAAUUACUUAUGCAAGAUAAUUCAACGGAUAAAGUGGAACAUCUGGAUCAUUUCGAUAUCGCAGAGAUUCAACGGGCGGAGAAAGCAAAAAAGAAGAAGGGUAAGAAGGGAAAGAAAGGGGAGGCAGAAAGUAAAAGGGGUGGUUUACAAGAAAAUUUCCAAAUGGAUGUCGGUGAUGAGAGAUUCGGAGAUGUGUUCAAAAAUCAUGAGUAUGCUAUUGAUCCUAGUAAUCCAAAGUUUAAGGGCACGGAAGGUAUGAAGAAAUUGUUAGAAGAAGGAAGGAGAAAGAGGGGUGGAGAAAAUGAUGGCGAGAUUGAAAUUAAGACGAAGAAUAAAAAGAGGAAGGUUGAGGGGGAGAAGGAAGAUAAGGCUGAUCUUAGUAGUUUGGUGGAAAAAGUUAGGAAGAAGUCAAAGGUUGGGAAAUAA